AUGAGCCUCUUCUUACACUUUCGUAGGGGGACAGAGCCUACGGGGCAUACCUUGGGUCUGGGAUGGCUGCUUGCCUUCUCUCUGGGCGGUGCUGUGUUGCUCUUCACCUGCAUCGGCUUGCUGCUCGCAUGGCGCAUCAAGUCUCGUCCGGAGAAUAACACGACGACGACAACGACGAUAUACGAGGUUUCCGAUGGCCCCAACCCAGGAAAGAAACUGGGAUUCACCAAGCGGCUCACCAGGCGCAAGUACGUCAUGGCGCAAUCGACGAGUCGCCUCUCCCUCACGCUGCCGCCGAUCAUCCCCCCGCUGCCGUCGUAUCAGAACUUUGUUGGAAACAGGAAGCGGUCGCGCAGCUGGGUGGAGGAGGACAAGUUCCAUGGGCCCAAGGUUAGCAAGAGCUUGCGCAAUAGCUGGUUCAAGCGGGAUAGCUGGCUGGGCAAGGCGCCUACUCUUCCGAGUCUGAUGCUGGAUGAUGCUGAGAAAGGCGACUUCGAUGAUAUCCUGGACAUCCACGGACAGAAGCGGGAGACCAACUCUCAGCGGCAACAGCAACAAGGGCAGGGCCAAGAACAUGGACAGGACCAGCGACGCGGGCAGAGCCAGCAACAGCCGCAGCACCAACAACGGCCCCAGCAGAUCCAACUUCCCGUGCUGCCUCCUAUGAGAGCAUCCAUAGCAGACACAGGCCUCCGUGAUAUUCUACGAUCUACGGAAAUGCGCCUCAAGGAUGGCAAAUCACCUGUCAAGACUCCCAACGCAUCGCCCACCAAGGGAUCGCCUUCCAAGACUCCCCACAGCCAAAAGACGGUCUCCUCCCAGGGAUCAAUCGGCACGAUUGGAACUACCGGAACCGUUCGCAUCACCCGCGUGUCUCUCAGCCCUAGCAAGAGGGCAACAAUCCAAUCCAUUCCCUCGAACGCGCACACGCACAGCCGAAACGCCUCCAUCAGCUCCAUUGGGAGUGCAGCCCAUAGCUUGAUUGCCGAGGCGACGCAUGAACUCGUGCUUCCCGGAGGCCUAUCAAGUCCCAGCCGCCUCAGGGGUCAGCAGUGGGAGGCUCAGGGCGAGAAGAUCGAUCUUGACGUGGAGCCACGGGGCCGUCCAAGGUCCAAGUCAUUAGAGAGCGACCAGUCGAGCUCUCUGUCAACCGUGUACAGCGUCGGGGAACACGAGGAGAAGUUGGCCGAGCAGCACAGCCCGCAAAAGAGAGCUUCCUACACUACCCACGACCCUUUCGUUGAAGGCUUCAUGUCUGGUGCCACCCGGUUGGCCCCGAAGCCGACGCUGUUCGGCCCUCGAUCGUUGAAGAAACAUGGUCAAAAUAUGAGCAUGUCAUUCACCCCCAACCAAGCCCCCAGACCGGUCCAGUCUCAGCUUCGACAGACCCCGGUGAGCACACAGGCUGUUGGCGGCUCGCCGCUAGUCUCUAUCGUGCUUGACCCGCCGACCGAGACUGAUCCCCGCGAGUCGGAGUACUUCAAGUCCAUCGGCAACAACGCACUUGCGUUGGAUUUUCCACUUAGCCCCUCGAUCACGAGCAUAGUAACCCCGUCUGUGACCACCAUGGAAGAUUCAGAUGACGGCGACACCAUCGGGCACACAUCUAAUAGGAGCGAAAGCCCCAAGCCAGCGCUGCAAUUGUCUCUGCCAACCGGAGACAGCAGUGUGACACUUGAUGAUGCAAUCAGCCCGUCCACUAUUACCUCGUCACCCUUCGAUGAGCAAGACAUGAUGGCUCUACUGUUGUCGAACCCGGCACCUCGCAGAGUUCUGCCCGAGCCACCAAGGCAUAUCAGCCAUAUUGAUGAGUCAAUUAUGCCAACACCCCUCUCCCCACGACCUAGACGUGACUUCUCUGAACAGUUGAGGAAGAUGUCCGUUGUUUCGAACGUGAGCUCCCUGUAUGACGAGGAAAUUAUGCCCGACGACCCUUCGGCUGUAUCGACGGGAUCGCCCAGCCAUCGCUCGACGCUCCGAUUGACGAAGUCGCCUUCUCUACCUCCCCCGCCACGUUCAGACUCCGUAGUCAACGUGGGAUCUGUGGGAAACUCUGUCGCCGAGCUUCGGAGGAUGAACAGCAUGGUCAGCUCGUACAGCGUGGCGUCAGGAACCUCGUCCGUCUACGGCGACCCCGAGUCCCCGACCCUGCCUGCCCUUCGAGGCGGCGGCUUCUCGCCCUCGCGGUCCAAAUCUGGGACGGACAGCAUGGGGCGCCAGAACUAUUUGAGCCUCGGCUCCGCUGCCAAGACCGACGGAGGUGCUGGACGUCCACUAUCCGGUCCAAGUCCACUGUCAGGUCCACGUCCCAUGUCUAGUCCACGUCCUUCGUCGCUGCCACGCCCGGUUCCAAAGAGUCGUGGCAGCCGCGGAAAUCCGGGAGGAGUGGAGAUCCGCGAGGACGACUUCGGAGAGGGAAAGGAGAACCACGGCUUGGACUUCAAGAUGCCACGCAUCGACGUUUCCAUCCCUAAUGGGGCACUUCGAGAGGCCCGUCGUAGCAGCAACCAGGGCCGCGAGUCGCUCCUUAUGAGCAUGUCGAAGCUGGGUACCGUCGUGGAGCACCAGCACGACAUGGCAAGAAGCAGCGUCGAUAGUUCUGGGAUAUACGACGAGGAAGGAUUUUUAAAGGAAUCGCCCGAGAGACUCGAUAGGGACAGUAAGGGGCUGUGUCUGCGCAUGUGA
Molecule: messenger RNA, 2685 nt
Organism: Ilyonectria robusta
Lineage: Eukaryota; Fungi; Ascomycota; Sordariomycetes; Hypocreales; Nectriaceae
Exons: 2
Coding region: 1-2685 (894 amino acids)
Source: RefSeq, a predicted model, not a curated record